Molecule: messenger RNA, 3440 nt
Organism: Urocitellus parryii (Arctic ground squirrel)
Lineage: Eukaryota; Metazoa; Chordata; Mammalia; Rodentia; Sciuridae
Gene: Krcc1
Product: lysine rich coiled-coil 1
Source: RefSeq, a predicted model, not a curated record
GGCGCCGGCGCCGCCCAGUCAGCCACCGGUGGUGGCAGCGACUUCCACUCGGGAAACCGGGUCUCCGCCUCUUGCUCCCGGCCCGCCUGCUCCGGGCUGCGGCGGCGUCCCCGCCUCUCCGCCACCCGCUGCGCGGCCCGGCCGCGGCGCUGGCGGGGAGGGGGCCGCAGUUGUCGACGCCGCCCCGCCUCCGAGAAGGGAUCUGGAGAGUUUUUACAGUUAUCACCAACACGUUUCCUGUAACACACAGUUUCUUGCCCGUCCCGGUGUAAGAGACUUGGGUUCCUCCAAGUACCCUCCACUGCGGACAGCCCGCCUGUAGGCGGCCGGGAUAGGCUGCAAAACGUCCACAGGGACCACGUUAAAUGAACAAAGACUGAACUGUCACAGAUACUUUUUUAUAAAAGGCCUCCGUGGACUAUUGCUUCAGUCUGACUGAUAAACAAGUUCCUAUGAUGAGCUCACAGAUUCUUGCACAGCCUCACUAUUUGAAGAAAGUUCAUUCUGAAAAUCUGAAGCAGUUAAUGGGUAAAUAUGAUCAGGUAUCUCCACCAAGUUCUCAGCCUGAGAAGGCCUCACCUUGUGCCCUGAGGAAGGAGCCAGCUGUCUGUGGACUGAGACCUCUGAAAACAGAAUCCCUUUUUGCCAACCUAAUGAAGCAUUCAAAGUCAUAUGACUCUUUUCAAGAUGAGCUUGAAGAUUACAUUAAAGUGCAGAAAGCCAGAGGCUUAGAGCCAAAGACUUGUUUCAGGAAGAUGAGAGAGGGCUACCUGGAAACCUGUGGGCACAGAGAGGAGGUCGACUCCAGAGCCAGGUACAGAAUGUCUGACCAGAGACCACCACCUGGACUUGUCCAGACCCACCCAAGAUCAUGCAGUUCUCUACAGACAGCGGACGGCCAGUUACCUCAGUGCCUGCCAGCUCAGGACGGCAGGCUGAGACCAGAGUCCCUGAGCGUCUCUCAGCUCCCCAAGCACUGCUUCUUAGGGACACCAGUGCCCAGGAACCUUAGUCAGCGAGAGUACAAUUGUGGCUCUUAUGACUUGGAGUCCAGUGUUCACAGGCACCUCUCUUCAGGAAACAGCCCCAGCGACCGAUCAGCCGGCCACAAGCAGGCGCAUCAGAAGAGGAAAAGGCACCCCGAGGAGGUUGGAGAGGAGGCAGAGGAGGAGCAGCCCAAGCACCGUAGGAAAAGAGGUUCUGAGGAACUGGGUUUGGGCAGACACAGGAGCAUCCAAAGAAAGAAAGCAAAGGUGGAGACGGAGACAGAAGCCACACAGGUCAGUGCAAGAAAGCCCAAGAGCCGGAAGGAGAGAAAGAGCCGAGCGGCCUCGAGGAAAGAGGGCCGCAAGCACAGAAAAGCCAGCAAGGACCAAGGCCAGGAGAGGACCGAGGAGGAAAUGCUCUGGGACCAGUCCAUCCUCGGGUUCUGAAGCAAGCGCCGGCGCUGGUCCUCCCAGGUGGCGCUGAAGACAGGGUUGCAGAGCUGGUUAUGGUGCUGGUAUGCACAGGGCUUCCUUUGUGAUCAGGCCCUGUUAGAUUCCUACCAGGCCACAGACGUGCAGCAUUUCGUGUGCUUGCUCCCCAAGGGGGAGUCACCGUUUCUCCUUUUCUAAAAGCACUAUUAUGUUGUUCUUACACGAUGGGUUUCUCUUUAGGAGAGUGACUCUGCUUUUAUUCAUCAAACUGCUAGGAUGGGAUUAUUUCCCUUGGGAGAUCAUUUAUUUUAAAUUUGAGGAUGAAUAGACUUUGCAGAAUCUGUUUCUUGGUUGGGAUUGUUUUAGUUUUGAGUGGGAUUUUUUUUUAAGUUGAUUGAUUUUUCUCUAUGCAGCAAUUUAGAUUUUUUUCCUUUGUUAGCUCUAAUGUCAUAUUUUCUAGGUUGGAAAGUGGAAAAUAAAUAUAAUAAUAGUAAGAUAAUGUUUCAUAUAGUUUUAAAAGUUUUGAAGAGUCUCAAUAAAAAAUCAGUUUAUAUUCUGGAAAUGUUUAUAAUAAAGUGUUCUAAUUUCUACACGUUGUUCUGUGUCAGUGGUCUGUUCCCCUCAGUGAUGAGUUUCCUUGGCAAGUGGAAGAGCAAAAUAACAACAGGACAGUUUGUACGUAAGCAGCCAGAUCUUUGGGGUGGGACACUUCAGAGUUGUGGAAGGUCUUUAUCUUCUGUACCAAGCAUAUUCAUAUUUGAACUCAGUUUUCAGAAGAGAAAUGUGUGGCUAAUUUUCCAGAUAGUUGACCCUGAAGAGAUGGGAAUGUUUAAGGUGAAAUGCCAUUCACUCCCCCAUCCUGACAACGCUGUAGGGACAUCAGAAGACACCAAGUGCUGGGGAGCCUUCCGAAUGGCUCAGGUCCAGUAGGCAGCACCUGAUGAACAGUCCACACUGCAAGUAUCAUGCAGGUCCUUUGUAAAUGGGAUUAAAUCAUGGAAAUUGGGCAGGGGAAGGCUAUAUACGUGAUGCUGAUGAUCUUUAGGAAGCCCUGUGGUUUGCGCAAUCUUUUUAAAAAAUUUUAGGAUAGGGAAAAAAAAUAUUUGUAGGACGGAAACAUUGCCCUAAAAUAUGAAGGGAGGCCUUGUUCUCCACCCUGUUCAGCAUACAGGGGGCUAUCAGUGGUGCCACUGUGGCUGAAGCUGAGAUUUCUUCGGGCAGCUCUCUCUCCUCUUCUGCCCCUUCAAGGGUAGCACUUCCCAAGAGCAGAACCUAAGCUGACUGGGAGAUGGGGGAGAGAAAUUCUGGCUAGAUUUGAAGGGAAGUGUCAAAACUGGAGUUUUUGUCAUAACAAACGUGAACCAAGACUGAGAGCACCAGGCCUGAGGGGUGCCAGGAAGGAACCUGGGACAGUGGGCUGGGGCUGUCUCCACCCCAGGCUGCACACUACCUGAGGAGGCCAGCCAGUCCACACGGGAUGGGCUGUAGCUGGGUGGCGUCGGAUCUGUGGGUGGGAACAGGCCUUGGGAAGACGUGUCACUAGGGGUCAGCUCCCACUGGAAGGUGAGGGAGCAGGAGUGUGUCCCGCAGAGGUACUGCGGUACCCAAAAGGCCAUAGACGGGCAUAUCUCUGGGUGAGGACAGAAGGAGUCUGGAGCCAAGCUGGGAAGAGCAGAGGUGUCCACAAGGCUGUGUUAUGGAACUUGGAUUUGUCUGCGAUAGACAUUGAAGGCCUUGAGUUUCAGUAUUUAAAAGACCGCUUCCCACAGACUCUGGACCCACUCACCCCAGACAUUCUGAAACUUUGGCUUUAGUGGAUCCUAGAGUGACUGGAGGGAGCUGGGUGUCUGAUGCCCAGAGCUUGGGCUAUGAGAACACGAGGGCUCCUGAAGGACAGCUGAAUGGGUCAGGGGGCGUUCACAAAGCCAUAGGCAGGGAGAGACAUGACUACUAGGCAGUGUCCCCAGACCUUGGAUUGAAGAACUUCCUCCUGAGGAGUUAGGGGACAGGGAAAUAGACCAC